This is a messenger RNA of Aspergillus tanneri, 1047 nucleotides long. RefSeq names its product aldo/keto reductase. NCBI's taxonomy places the organism in Eukaryota, Fungi, Ascomycota, Eurotiomycetes, Eurotiales, Aspergillaceae. The transcript has 4 exons. The record is from RefSeq and is a predicted model, not a curated record. The coding region runs from base 1 to 1047 and encodes 348 amino acids.
AUGGCUUCCAGCAACGAGAUGGAGUACACUCGCCUCGGAAACUCCGGCCUGAAGAUCUCCAAGGUCAUCCUGGGCGCCAUGUCGUAUGGUUCCAAGAGAUGGCAGGACUGGGUCCUGGAUGAAGACGAAGCCCUACCAUUGAUUGAACAUGCUUACAAACGAGGCAUUAAUACAUGGGAUACGGCCGACGUCUAUUCCCACGGCCGUUCCGAGGAGAUCAUCGGAAAGGCACUCCAAAAAUACGAGAUCCCUCGCCAUCGUGUCGUCCUUCUGACCAAGUGUUUCUUCGGAGUCGAUGAUCAGGGUGGCAUGCCACCUAUCUCGGCCACCGGAUGCAACGACGGGGACUUCGUGAAUCGCGUCGGUCUGUCUCGGAAGCAUAUCUUUGACGCUGUGGACGCUAGCGUCAAGAGACUGGGUACUUACAUCGACGUGUUGCAGAUCCAUCGAUUGGAUCGUGAGACACCUCGGGAGGAGAUCAUGAGGGCUCUUAAUGAUAUAGUGGAAAGUGGGAAAGUUAGGUACAUCGGAGCGAGUACGAUGGCCGCAUGGGAAUUCCAAACCCUCCAGAACAUCGCCGCGCGAAAUGGCUGGCACCAAUUCAUCUCCAUGCAGAACUACCACAAUCUACUAGCCCGCGAGGAAGAGCGCGAGAUGAUCCCCUACUGUCUGGACACGGGCGUGGGCCUGAUCCCCUGGUCCCCGAUGGCGCGUGGCGUGCUUGCUCGGCCGUGGAAUUCGCGCUCCACCAUUCGGGAGUCGACGGACGGGGCGCUGAAGCUGUUGGUCCGAAGCCGCGAAACCGAGGCCGAUCAGGCGAUCGUCGAGCGUGUCGAGCAGGUUGCGAAGCAGAAAGGGAUCAGCAUGGCCCAGGUGGCUAUUGCAUGGUCGUUGAGUCAUUCCAGUGAGAAUCCCAUCCUGGGCCUGAAUAGCAAGGAAAGGAUCGACGAGGCUGUAGCGAGCGUCAAAGUGAAGCUGACCGAGGAGGAGAUUAAAUUCUUGGAGGAGCCGUAUAUCCCCAAGGCGUUGUCUGCUCUGGAGCGGUAA